AACAGGUGUCGAGGACUGCCCAUGGAUGAAACGCAGCGAUAGGCGAUACUCUGGACUCCAGAUACGAGCGUCGGAUUUUGCGCGCAGUCGUCAUUUGGAACUGCGGUCAACAAGUGUGACAAUAGGUUUUCCUGCGGGUUUAAUUUUCUUUGAAGUUUCCUGCAUUUCCAACUGCGCUUUCUACCUGCGAGGAAAUGAGGGGAUUAUCAGCUGAUUAAGAAAGUCUCAUCACUUUGCUGGCAGCUCCUGCGCGUCCGCCGACUCUCCAGCUCCCAAAGUCCUUCAUCAUUUUGGCGGACGCGGGUUGGAGCGACACGAGAGAAUUCUGCUUCCUCAGAAGCAUUUCUGAGGAUUAUAAAAAGCAUAUAUGAACCCAAUGCAGCCAGAGCAGGCUUGAAUCACACCCAGACUGAGAAAAUUGUUGUUAUUGUUCUGGAAACUGCACCUCUUUAAUAUGGACAGUGGAAUUAGGAUAAAGGUGAGAUAAAAUAAUAAAAAGAUUGUAUCAGGAAAAGAUGUCCGAUGAACUUUCUACGCUCAUGAUCAUGGCAUUAAAUGAGACAUCUACGUGAAGCCAAACCGUGCGCUUUUGCCCUAGAAGAAGAUCUUUCUUUGACAGAGCUGUCAUUUUGCUCCGUCCCCACAACAAACUGUGCCUCCAGCCUUUUCUCAGCGAGCUGAAAUUGACAGCACUCCUCGUUUUAAUACUUCUAAUAAGGUCCCUUCUCACGGUAACCGUCAGUGCCAGCCAAGGUUUUUGUCGUAGCCUGAAAACUAAACAGAGUGGGAGGACGUCGACGACUUAAAAGAAAAGUGACCAGACGUCAUUAGAUAAAUAAUUUGCCUACAGCGUUUCACCACAAACCUCCAACGUCAACAUUUUUUUGAUUUUGUGACGUUUUUUCAAAAAUCUUGUUUGUGGACUGGACAUCUUUACCAGUUCUCCUUCUUCUUUCUGUCCCGGCCAUCUCCCUCACACUUAGUGAUACCCUCUUCAUCCCCUCACUCCCCUCAUCUUUCUUUACCUUUUAAUCCACUGGUUCUCUGAGAGGCUUCAUCCUGGCCGGCACUAUUCCAGCCAAGGGGGAAGAGGACUUCCUAACGCUGGCCGCGUCACGGCUCAGCCGCAGAAAACGUGUCAUUGGAGCUGCUGUAGGUGUGGCCAUGGUUCUGAUACUCUUGGUGGCCAUUCCCCUGCUGGUCCAUACAACCAAAGGGGUUAAUGCCGCAAAUUCAGGGAGCCAUUAUGAAUUGCUUGGAAGCUGCCGGAUGGUAUGUGACCCCUACACCACCUCUCAGUCGAGCCAGGAGCUGGCGGCGGUGUCCCCACCGCCCCAGGACUACUCUGGGAAGAAGAUCAGAUCCGGGCUUCGCGGGCCUCCUGGCAUCCCUGGUCGUCAAGGAGAACGGGGACCCCCUGGAGAGCCAGGCAAACCAGGGCCACAGGGCCCCCCAGGUCCGGGUCCUGGCGGCUAUUCUCCCUCGCUCUACACUCCCAAAAUCGCCUUCUAUGCAGGGCUGCGCAAGCAGCACGAGGGGAGUGAAAUACUGAAGUUCGAUGACGUGGUGACCAAUGUUGGCAACUACUAUGAGCCCAGCACCGGCAAGUUCACCUGCCCGCUGCCUGGUAUCUACUUCUUCACCUACCACGUUCUAAUGAGAGGGGGUGACGGGACCAGCAUGUGGGCAGACCUGAAGAAAAAUGGACAGGUGAGAGCCAGCGCCAUCGCUCAGGACGCUGAUCAGAAUUACGACUACGCCUCCAACAGUGUGAUCCUGCAUUUGGACGUGGGCGAUGAGGUGUGCGUGCAGCUGGACGGAGGGAAGGUCCACGGAGGCAACACAAACAAGUACAGCACCUUCUCCGGCUUCCUCAUCUACCCAGACUGAGCCUAAUCCUCCCUCGCUGAGAGGGGAGCGGUCAGAGGGAGACAGAGCCACACUCACAUGUAUGUAUGCAAAUUCAUGCAGACACAUACAUACACACACACACACACACACACACACACACAUACACGCCCACACAUCAUGAGAUUUACAACAGGCUAGUGUGGCUCAAACAAAAAUCAAAGAGAAGUGGGAUUAAGUCAAAUCGUGUGAAAUUGAGCCAGUCAUCAUGAGCCGCCACAUUUAUUGGCUCCCAUUGUGUGCAAAUAGAAAUUUCUGAAUAUGUACAGUACGGUGUAACUGCACAUAACUUGCACGUUGUGGCUCUGAAAUGUCUCAAGUAUUAUAAUGUGUUUCAUAUUAACUGACGUCGUGAGAGCUGGAGUCACCAUCAGUCUGACGGCGGGAGUGCGACUAAACGAGCCGCCCAAGAUGACAAACGCACACUUAAUGUAUUCCAAUCUGUAACAGCAUCCACCACGUACCUGCUCACUCAUCCCUAUGACCUCUGAUCAAAGGCCCUCCUUUCUGUCGGAAGUGAUCUAUGUGAAAUAUUUUGGCCCGUGCUUCAAAGAGAAGCGCAGACGACGUGGAUUAAACCUUCGCUGCGACAGCCGCCGACUGAGACCAUCUCCACGAACGCACACGUUUGAAUUUUGCUUUCCUGUUCAUCAUCAUGACAAGACACGUGAACACGCGUCACGGACGGCACGUGGUGUGGUGAAGUUCGCCAGCUAGCUUUUAUUUUGGCACUAUUCUGUGUGCGUGCAUGUGAGUGUAUGUCACUGCGUUUGAGUGGAUAUAAACAGACACUGGGGCAGAAAAGACGUGAAUGCUGCAGCGUUUUACUGACAUUAAAUGUUGUAUAAUAUGUUACAGAGCCAUGGCUAUAAUUAAACUGCUAUACCUGCUUAGUACUUUAUUUUUGAGAGACCUGUCAGAGUGUUAUCACAUGUAUAAACACAGUAAUCUUGAGAUGGGCUGUCUGGAAUGUGGAAUAGGUCGAGUAGAUAAUAUUCCUAUUAAAACACUUACUGGAUACCUA
Betta splendens (Siamese fighting fish) is the source of this 2932-nucleotide messenger RNA. It is a transcript of the gene c1ql4a, whose product is annotated as complement component 1, q subcomponent-like 4. The transcript has 3 exons. The record is from RefSeq and is a predicted model, not a curated record. Gene Ontology annotation, molecular function: protein binding. Bases 1165 to 1890 code for a protein of 241 amino acids. Lineage: Eukaryota; Metazoa; Chordata; Actinopteri; Anabantiformes; Osphronemidae.